Molecule: messenger RNA, 1368 nt
Organism: Myotis daubentonii (Daubenton's bat)
Lineage: Eukaryota; Metazoa; Chordata; Mammalia; Chiroptera; Vespertilionidae
Gene: MYDGF
Product: myeloid derived growth factor
Biological process (GO): positive regulation of endothelial cell proliferation; positive regulation of angiogenesis
Source: RefSeq, a predicted model, not a curated record
AGUAUGAGUGCGGACUUGGGGCACAGUCGCCGGGUUCUGCCCGCAGUCCCUGCCUCCCCUCCCAUGCCCAGCCCCAGGCCCCAAACCCAGGCGAGCUCCCAGCCCUUGCAGGCGGGGCGGCCCCGGGUGGGGAGAGGGGAGUUGCAGCUUGACGGGUGCGCGGCUCCGGGUCGCGCAGAAGGUCGGCCCCCUUGCAGCUGUGACUGGGAAGUGGACAGACGCUGCUCUUCCUGCCAUUGCACAAGGUCUCCCAUCUUGCAUGUCACUGAAGGGUGAGGCCAGGCCCUCCUUUCCUGGGGCCGCAGGCCGACGUCUAGCCCAGCCCUGUCCCCAGCUUGUUGGAGAAGUGGCUGCCUCUUCCAUCCUCCUCCUCCACCUCUGCGAGAGUAUCGGUUGAGCUGUUUGUGGAAUGCUCGCCUGCAGCCUGGUACUGUGCCGGGCGCUCUGUGCCAGGCCUAGGCCUGUUUUGCAGAGGAAGGAACGGAGGCUCAGGGAGGACAAGUAUACGUGUGUGUUCACCUAUGCUUCUCAAGGAGGGACCAACGAGAAGUGGCAGAUGAGCCUGGGGACCAGCGAAGACCACCAGCACUUCACCUGCACCAUCUGGAGGCCCCAGGGCAAGUCCUACCUGUACUUCACACAGUUCAAGGCAGAGGUGCGGGGUGCGGAGAUCGAGUACGGCAUGGCCUAUUCUAAAGCUGCGUUUGAAAGAGAGAGUGACGUUCCCCUGAAAAAUGAGGAAUUUGAAGUGACCAAAACAGCAGUGUCCCACAGGCCCGGGGCGUUCAAGGCUGAGCUGUCCAAGCUGGUGAUCGUGGCCAAGGCGUCACGCAGUGAGCUGUGACCAGCAGCCCCCUUGGGGGCGACUUCCUCUCAUCUCUACUGAAAGGGCGGUGCCCUGUGAGAUCGGGCACAUUUUUGGCUUUCUAGGGGGCACUGUUGGUUUUCUGCCUGGCUGAUGUUGCCCUCCUCAGACGGGUUCCAGGGUGGCUGAGGCCCUGGGACAGAGUCCAGGGGGCCAGGAGGUUGAGCGGUGCUGUGCCCCCCCUCCCAGUUCCCCAUCUCCCCAGCACCACCGCCACACACCCCCUGCCCCGCUCUUCUGAACACAGAGUGUGGGUCUGCGCCCACUGCCGCUUGUCGUACCAGGAGAGGCAUCAGCACAGGUGGGGGCCGCAGCUUCCUAAAGCCGGCAGUCUCCCUUGGGAUCAGGCCAGGCUCCGAUGCUCAUGCUCCGGGGAAGAGUAGUCCUGCUGCCCUCUGACCUCAGGUUGACUGUUUUCUUACAACUUCCCCAGGAGACCACCUUCCAGACUAACUGGAAAGAAGUGAAAUGCCCUUUUGUAUUUAAAUAAAUAAGAGUUUAAA